Messenger RNA from Camellia sinensis, 1017 nucleotides. The record is from RefSeq and is a predicted model, not a curated record. NCBI's taxonomy places the organism in Eukaryota, Viridiplantae, Streptophyta, Magnoliopsida, Ericales, Theaceae.
AUGAAAUUGCUCAUAUGGAACUGUCGUGGUGCUGGUAACAAAGUUUUUAGAAGAACCAUGAAGGAACUUGAGAAAAUUCACAGACCUUCUAUUAUUGUUUUGAUGGAAACAAAAAUUGAGCUUAGUUUAAUGGGUUCUUUUUUUAACAAAUUAGGGUUCACUACUUCUUCCCAUGUAGACCCUGUUGGUAGGAGUGUGGGCAUUUGGGUCCUUUGGGAUCCUUUUAAAGCUACUGUAAAAGCCCUUGAGGUUAAUGCCCAAGUUAUUCUUGCAAAAAUUCAACGUGAUAACCAUGCAGAUUGGGUCCUGUCAGCGGUUUAUGCCGGCCCCAUUCCCAGAAAUCGUGAACUGUUAUGGGAUAAUCUUGAAUCUAUUGCCGACAACAUGAAUCUGCCCUGGCUUGUGGCUGGGGAUUUCAAUGACAUAGCUUUUUGGGGGGAAAACGUAGUCUCAGCCCAACCCUCUCUCAUGUUCGAACCCAGACUAGACCGUGAUGUUCGCAAUUCUGAAUGGCGUAUGGCUUUCACUGAAGGUGCAGUUCGUAAUUUACCAAGAACCUACUCUGACCACUCUCCUUUGGUUGUGUUCACACAAGAAUUUGUUAGGGACUAUAACAAUAUUUUGUACCAAGAAAAGCUAUUGUGGUUUCAAAAGUCUAGGGCUAACUGGAUCACCAUGGGUGAGAGGAAUACGAAAUAUUUCCACGUCUCUACUAUUGCUAAAAGGAGGAGGAUGAGAGUGGUAACUCUGAAAAAUUCUGAGAAUGGGUGGAUCACUGACCCCAUUGACCUCAAAAACAAUGUACACAGCUAUUUUUGUAACCUUUUUAAGAAAGGUACCAGUGACACUCUGAGUGUUGGCCCUGACCCUCUGCAGCCUAAAAUUAGUCUGGAUGAUAGCAGGUCCCUCUGUAAGCCUAUUUCUGAUAAGGAGGUGUGGGAUGCCAUUAAGAGUGUUAAAGCUUUUAAAGCACCUGGUAGUGAUGGUAUUCCAUCCCUCUUCUAUCACAAGCACUAG